GCUCUUCGUCGUUCUAUCCGCUAUUCUGUCAUUUUCACUUUUCUUUCGUUUGUUUAAUCUGCUUUUCAAAGGCCAUAUCAAGUUCUGGAGCACAAAAUGUCUUCAAGGGGCUUCGACCGCGAUGCGCGAUACUCUCGUGAUGAGCCAAGCGGAGGAAGAGCUAGGAGCCAAAGUCCGACAAGGGACAGAAUGAGAGACGAUAGAGGUGGAGGAUACAAAAAAGACUAUAGAGAUAGAGAUUACAAGGAGAGAGACAGGGACCUCCCGUACAGUAGCCGCGAGCGCGAGCGCGGCACAGACGAUAGGCGGAGAGAGAGGGAUUAUGAAGGGCACAGCUCCAGAUAUGACAAACCGAGGGAAAAAGCCUACGAUCGUGAUCGUGAAAAAGAGAAGGAACGGGAUAAUCCCAACAGUGACCCCAACUACCGACCUCGGCGCGAAGAUGGUUUCGAACGUUCGAGAGGCCAGAGUGCUUACCCUCCUCGAGGUGGACGAGGUGGAGCGUAUUCACGCGGGGGCGGCAGAGAUUAUGCUGAACGCAGCCCUGCUUACGGAUGGCCUGGGGGAGACAAAGGUGGGCGAGAGAGAGAUUACCAGUCCAUGGACAGGCGAACGAUUGAAGAAGGUCGACGACGACGUGAAGAAGAAAGAGCGAUGGGUGUGGUGUACAAUGAAGAUGGGAGAGUGUACGAUCCUCGAGAGGAAGAACGGGAGAGGGAACAACACAGCGAGGAACCUGAUGCCGACGAUCCGGAGGCGCAGAUGGCAGCAAUGAUGGGCUUUGGCGGAUUCAACAGUACUAAAAAGAAGGGCAUUGGACAAAAUGUCGAGGGCGAUGCCAGUGUCCACAAGCAAAGAACUUGGAGACAAUACAUGAACAGGCGUGGUGGGUUCAACAGGCCUUUGGACAAGGUCAAGGAUUAGAUUGUUUUUAUGUGCCGCUGUACGCUUGUCAAAUCACAUUGUCAUGAACGUUAGUACAUGGAAGCCUCGUGAAGUGAAAGACAUGCAUGUCGGCAAAGCCACUAAUAAUACAAUUUUUAAUCACGGUAACCU
This is a messenger RNA of Cryptococcus deneoformans JEC21, 1056 nucleotides long. RefSeq lists its product as hypothetical. Lineage: Eukaryota; Fungi; Basidiomycota; Tremellomycetes; Tremellales; Cryptococcaceae. Gene Ontology annotation, biological process: RNA splicing. The transcript is spliced from 4 exons. The coding region runs from base 97 to 924 and encodes 275 amino acids. Gene Ontology annotation, cellular component: precatalytic spliceosome. The record is from RefSeq and is a predicted model, not a curated record.